Molecule: messenger RNA, 2615 nt
Organism: Drosophila bipectinata
Lineage: Eukaryota; Metazoa; Arthropoda; Insecta; Diptera; Drosophilidae
Product: RUN domain-containing protein 1
Source: RefSeq, a predicted model, not a curated record
UCGAGAUGUCAGUGCGUCAGAAACCGUCGCCGCGCGCUCUUCGUGGCCGCCAAAAAGAGAAAGCCAACCAACGAGUAAAAGAGAAAGAUACAACAGGCCAGAGGGAGAUAGAAAGAGCCAGGGAGCUCGACCAGCUGGCACACAAAAAAAAAAAAGCGAAACAAGCCACCAAUUGAUUUUUCUCGGACCACGUUCAGGAACCUCUUCUAAAAACUUUAAAAACAAACCCCAGAAGAAAGGAGGAAGAAGCCAUCUCCAGGAUUUCCAUAUGGAAAUGAAAAUGGCGGAGGCCCAGGAGGUGCACGAGUCCAAGGACUCGGUAUUAUGUGCCUUCAGGGUCGAAGGCCAGCAGCUGGCAGCUGGCUCCGUCGAAGAGGAGCUCGACGAGGAAGCAGGACAAGUGGAACCAGAGCAGGAGCAGGAACAGGAGCAAGAACAGGAGCAGGAGCUAUUGAGCGAACGCUGGUCUCCAUUGGGCGCCAAUUAUGAUGAUGCCAAUAGUGCCAGUUCUGGCGUGGAUUGUGGUGAACUGGAAACUGUAUUGGAUGGCAAAUCGGAGACACGACGUGGCAGUGCUGGCAGUGAACUGUCCCGUCUGAGAAGCAUCGAGGAGGAGCAGGAGCUGCUCACCAGCUCCCUGCUGGCGCUGACCUCUCACUUUGCCCAUGUCCAGUUGCGAGUACGCCAGAUUGUUGAGGCUCCGGCGGAGGAGCGGGAUCAGUUGCUGCGCGACCUUGAUGAUUUCGCCUUCCAGGGCAUACCGGAGGCGGCGCAACCCAAAGAAUCCACAUCAUCAUCAAUGGAGAAGGACAACGAAAAGGAGCCUGGCAGCGACAGCCAGUUGAUUGAACAACUCAAGUCCCAGUUGACGGAAUUGGAGCAGUUGGCCUACGAGGCCGGUGAGCCUGGCAUCCUGCCCCAGCAGGUCCUGCUCGAGAAACAGAAGUUCAUCCUCGACGAACUGCGCUCCAAGCUCAACCUCCAGGUGGAGCAGCACGAGCUGCCAGCCCUCAGCACCGAGCAGUUGCGCCACCAGGUGGACAAUGCCAUCGGUGAGUUUGUCGGUCCUCUGAAGAUGAAGGAGCAGCUGGUGGCCCAACUGAAGACUCAGAUCACCGAUCUGGAGCGGUUCAUUGCCUUCCUGCAGUGCGAUGCCGAUCAGGGAUCGGCCGGGGAUCGUCUGAAGCUUCUAUCCGGCGCCUACAACAGCUACGCGGCCAAGCAGACGGCCAAGAUCUCCCAGGCAGCUCCCCAUCCCAUUGUUGCUCCCGUGGCAGCUGCUCCUCCGCCGGCCACUUCGUCGUCGGCCGGCGGAUCCAUCGGCCCCGGCGAGAGUCUGCACAGCAAGGCCCAUGGCCUCCUCGACAAGGCCUCGCUCCUGAUGCAGAUGUUCGCCAGCACGCACCUGGCCAAGCCGCGCCACGACGACUUCCAGCAGAACUCCCUCAAGAAGACGCACAAAGGCAACCACUGGGGGGAUCUGCGCGCCCAGCUGGAGGUGGACAUCCAGGAGGUGGCCGCCUUGGCCGCCACCUUGAGCUGCGACCGUGAAAAGCUGGCCAACAUCAAGCGUGCUCUGAGGCAGCAACGUACGGAGAACUCCACUGGCACGGCCAUCAAUGCCCAGAACGGAGCCCUGACCACCGUGCCGCCCCGAUGUCGACGGGCAGUGGCUGCUGGCCACGAGCUGGCGCCCUAUGCCGCCGGCGGCAGCGGUGCCGUGUCCUCCGACUCCGACGAGGACAUAUCCUAUGCCAACUUUGAGUGGGAGAAGGAAGGCAAGAGCCGGCGGAUAGCCCACAUGCGAGGCGAUUCGAUAGCCACGAUCGGUCGGGAGCUGACCACUGUGGUGCGCAAGAACUUUGCCCGCACGCUGCAGCAACUGAUCCAGCACGGGCUGCGGAUUCCGGCUGAAUCGGCGGCAUCUAGUUUAAUGGUGCCAUUUAUGCGAUGCCUGCAUCCGGGGCCGCCGUCUGUGGUGAUUCCGUCGGCGGCUGGAGAUUCGCAAUUCUUGGGAAUGGGUGGCCUCGGCCUGGGUCGAGCCAUGCACGCCUGGGAACUGGUACUGGCCUACUAUCAACUGAAGAACGGCGAGGAAUACAAUAAUACGCCGGCGCGCAAGCUGUCGCAGAGCUUCCAGCUGGACAUUGUCGAUGCCCAGGCGGUCACCGCCAAGCAGAGCCUGCUCAGUGCCGUGGGCAUGAUCCUGGCCAUGCACCGUCCCUACAAGCGGAGCAACAACGCCCACUUCAAGGCCUUUGUCUGCGCCGGACUCAAUUCCCAUUUGCUGGUGGAGUGGCUCAAUCUUAUACUGAGCUGCCACGAACUGGUGGACACAUACUACUCCUCCAGCAGUUAUGUGGCGCGUACAGGAUUUCGUGAUUCGUUGCGCUCCAUCGACGCCCUGUCGCGGUUCGACUUUGACCUGCCGGUGGAUCUCGCCAUCCGGCACUUCCGCAACAUCUAGGCGACUUGUACAUUCCGGCUUAGACUAGACUCGCACUAUUCCAAUGAUGUCCAGAAUCGAUGUAUUCUCUUCAGUCUCACUUAAUGUAUAAACUCGUGUAUAUAACUUUAGAUAUGUCCCAUUAAAUCAAUUGCUAAUCCUAACGAAA